ACCACCCUCUGCACCAAGGCAUUGUGGGUAUUGAGGUUCGGCGUCACGUUUUGUAUCCAGCAUGGCAGCGAAACAGAAAAGGAAAUUAGAAGACCUCAGUGUGGACGAGUUUCUUCUGUCAGGAUUUGACUCAGCAGGCGAAGAAGAGUCUGAAGAAGAAACCUCCAGACAGAAUGGACACAAGAAGACAGAUGGGAAAUCAGCAGCUUCAAAGAAGGGUGAAAAGAAGAAAGGAAAGGCAUCUGAGCAUAAGGAGCAACUAUCCAGGUUAAGCAAAGAUCCGGCGUUCUACAAGUUCCUUCAGGAGAAUGAUCAAAAACUUCUAAACUUUGAUGACACAGACAGCUCUGAGGAUGAUGAGCGCAAGUAUCACAAACUGCCAUCCAUUCUCGAGGAGGCCAGCUCUGGAGAUGAUGAUGAUGAUGACGAUGACAAUGAGAGGGGACAAAAAGAUUCUGUGAAGAAAUCCAAGAAGGAAGUGGAGGCCAUCAAAGUCACUGAUAAGAUGAUUGAGCACUGGAAAGCUGCUCUUAAGGAGAACCCCAGUUCUCGUCUGUUCAGAGAUGUCACCCAGGCUUUCAAGGCUGCUGUGGCCACUACAAAGGGCGAAGGAGCCAGUCAGUGUCGCUAUAAAGUGGCCGACAGUUCAGUGUUCAAUGCUUUGGUCCUGUUCUGCAUUAGAGAUAUUUAUGCUUUUCUGCAGAGGUUGCUCAACCUGAAGACAAAUAAUGACCAGAAAAAGCUUGUACUCCCGUCAUCAAGCUCCAAAUGGCAGAAAAAUCAGACGGACAUCAAGAUGUAUCUUAGCGGAUUAGUUCAGCUUUUCUCAUGUCUGACUGAGUCUACAGCCGCGGUCCUCCGCCAUGCUAACCAGCUUAUACCUUACUACCUGUGUCUGCCCAAGCAGUGUCGCCACCUGGUUAAGCAACUGAUGAAGCAGUGGAGCACAGGAGAGGAAACAAGUCGUGUCCUUGCUUUCUUGGCCCUAAACAAAAUCUGCAGACACAAGCAGGACACAUAUCUCAACCCUGUUCUCAAGCAAAUGUACAUUUCAUAUGUUAAAAACUGCAAGUUUACAUCUCCCAAUGCACUGCCAAUGAUCAACUUCAUGCAGCGAACUCUGACAGAGAUGUAUUCACUGGACACAAGCACGUACCAGCAUGGCUUCAUCUACAUCCGACAGCUGGCCAUCCACCUCAGGAACUCCAUGACAGUGAAGAAGAAGGAAGCAUAUCAGUCUGUGUAUAACUGGCAGUACAUUCACUGUCUGUACUUGUGGAGUCGAGUCCUCAGCACCUUGCACCCAAGUGAGGUACUACAGCCUCUCAUCUACCCACUCUGCCAGGUCAUCACGGGCUCCAUUAAAUUAGUGCCCACAUCCAGAUAUUAUCCUCUGAGGUUGCACUGUUGCAGAGCGCUCACCCUGCUGUCCAGCAGCACCAACACAUUCGUACCCGUGUUGCCUUUCCUGUUGGAGAUCUUCCAACAAGUGGAAUUCAACAAGAAGCCAAGCCGAAUGAGUAAGAAACCUAUAAACUUUGCAGUCAUCCUGAAGCUUAACAAGGUUAACUUAAUGGAGAAAGCAUACAAGGAUCAUAUCAUCUCAAAGCUGUAUGACUUAAUACUGGAGUAUCUUCACACUCAGUCCAGCUCCAUUGGUUUUCCAGAACUCGCCCUGCCCGCCGUCAUUCAGCUGAAAGCGUUCCUGAAAGAAUGCAAAGUGGCCAAUUACUGUAAGUCGGUGCGCCAGCUGCUGGAUAAGAUACAGGAGCACAGCAGCUACAUCACAAAGCAGAGACAGAAGGCCACCUUUGGGGUCGCUGAUGCCGCUGCGGUGGCGGCUUGGGAGAAGCAGAUCCAGGAGGAGGGAACUCCUCUCAGUCGCUACUACAGCCAGUGGAAGAAGCUGAGGGAGAAGGAGAUCCAGCUGGAGAUCUCUGGCAAAGAAAGGAUGGAGGAUCUCAACCUCCCUGAGAUCAAACGCAAGAAGAUUCAGGAGAAGGAAGAGGACAAAAAGGAGUUUAAGGAUCUGUUUGAUUCUGAUGGCGGCUCAGACGAUGAUGACGCUGGACUGAAAAUCAAAGGUAAAAAGGCCAAACAUGGGUCAGAUGAUGAUGACGACAACGAUGAUGUCGUCAUCGAUGAUGAUGAUGAUGAUUCUGCUGACAUGAUCGAUGAUGAAGCUGCUGCCAUCGAACACUCGGAUGAGGAUGAUGAGGAGGAGGAGGAAAGGAGAUGAAAAUCCCCGUCAGCUCCUCAGCCGCUGUCCUCCUCUGCACUGAUGAAGCUGGCAGAGGGAGACGAGGAUUUGGUGGAGGACCUGGAGCUCUCUGAUGAUGACUGAAGUUCAUAGAUGCACCUGAGUGAACUUUUU
This is a messenger RNA of Thalassophryne amazonica, 2374 nucleotides long. RefSeq names its product NOC2-like nucleolar associated transcriptional repressor (gene noc2l). Gene Ontology annotation, biological process: ribosomal large subunit biogenesis; negative regulation of transcription by RNA polymerase II. The record is from RefSeq and is a predicted model, not a curated record. Gene Ontology annotation, molecular function: transcription corepressor activity; histone binding. Lineage: Eukaryota; Metazoa; Chordata; Actinopteri; Batrachoidiformes; Batrachoididae. Gene Ontology annotation, cellular component: nucleoplasm; nucleolus; Noc2p-Noc3p complex.